UUAUAUUUGCUUCCCUCUUUAAUUGUCAGCUUACAUUACUCUUUGCGAAAACGACCUAGUUAUUGUACUUAAACCGCGAACGGGAAGCGGUUAGGCUGAACCGCCUGGAAGCACCGAGUCUCGGUUUCAAUCUCCAACUUGAGUUGAAAACAAAAGCGAGUCAAAAUCCGUGUAGCGAGGACAAGUAGAAUUUUAAUCCGGAACUCACAGGAUGAACAAUAUUUCAGAUUCAUCUAAAACCAGAAAACGCCAACGAGACGAAGACAUCGACGCUGAAAGCAGCCGCGCUGAUCCUACUCUUUCACUCGAGGAGAAUCUUACUUUUAGUGACACUUUGGUGGCGCUUCGCAUAAUCCGAGCUCAGUUCCCGCACAUUGACAAGGUCUCAAUUCAGCCGUUCAUUUUAAAAUCGCAAUUAUACAGUAGUGUAGAGGACAGAACACAAGUGGAUAGAGAAUUAGAGUCUUUGAGGAGGGAGAAAGUAUUGCGCGUUUUCAAACUAAAUACGGGACAAGAUGAUCAUGCUAUAAUGUUUUUGGAGGACUACCUAAACCAGAUGGAACGUGUUGUGAAAAGAAUUAAAGAAAAGAAGCGGGGUGAUGUUGAAGUUUUUGAGUGGUUUAGAGAACAUGUUAUUGAUUCCAAGCUUGAACCUAGUAUUGAACAUCAAGAGCUCUAUUCACUCUUAUCACUUGGUGGAAAGGUGAAGGAUGAGCAUAUGUCUCUUUUGAUUAAUGCUGGACUUCUUUGGUUGGAAUUCGAUCCCUGUUAUUUACAUAAAUGGAUUAGAGGAAAAUACAGGAGUUUUCUAGUAGAGUACAUGGAGUGUUGUCAUCCUACAUCUAUUCCAAAUGUGCCCCAUGUAUGUGCCACUGUUGCAGAAGCACUUUAGUAAAUAAUUUGGCAACUUUUUAUAGUGGAUGUCAUAUACUUUUUGUCUUUACAGUUCUUAAGUACUUGUUCUCCAUGUUAUCCUCUUGUUAUAUUUAAUAAGUGUCCAAGCUUUCCGAUAGUCUGGUUAUACCACAUAACUGAAACUAGAAUUAUUUAUUGUAAGUUUCCAGUAUUUUUUGUGGGUGGAGCAGGUUUGAGGCUCCCUUGUUUAUGUGGACUUGUAGAUGGAAUUUCGGGGUAAUUUACCCCUACUGUCUGAGAGUAAACUUAAGUUGGAAAUAUAUAAAUCUGUCACCAAUCAUUUAACUUGUUUUAUAUAGAAUAGCCAGUUAAUUGUAAUUGUUCUGUACUUUUCAACUAUAUCUUAUUUAAUUUUACCUUCCUUUUACAUUGUUUAUAUUGGUUUUUCCCUGACCACAUUGAUGGUCUCUGUUUCUUGCUUACACUGACUCGUGUUUUAUAGACUCGCCAACUAAUUGAUCCAAACAUGUACUGGUUUGCAAUUCCAAAUAUUGGUUCAGUACUGAAGGGCCUCUCUCAGGUAUAUGGAAGCUUUUAUUUCUUUACCUAGUGCUAGAUAAUAGAAAGUAUUUGUACAUGUCCUCACUGAGAAAGUCUAUAUUUGCUUUGACUACAACCUAGGAAGUAACCUCCAAGGCUCCUAUGGUCCUUGGCAUUGGUAUAAAAACAGAACAUGAGCACUAGGUUGUAGUCAAAACAAACUCCUGAAAGGUGAUCAUGUUUGUGUUGAUUGUUGAAUUAUUAGGACACCAUUCAAUUUGCAUCUGAAAGUUGUUUUUUCUCAACUUUUGAAAGCAAAAAUACAAAGAAAUAGUGAGUAAAUUACCGCUCAUACCUUAUAGAGAAAGAGAUAAUUGUAAAAAUUAGCUUUUCAAAAAGGCAAAGUACAAAGUGAAAAGUUGCCCAAAUGCUACCUGAGUUUAACAAAUUGCUUCAGAGCAAAGUGUGGCAUGUGACAGUGGUGCUUUCUUCUGUUCAAAUGUUAGAUAAAUUUAUUUAUUCUUUCAUUCCCUAUCCAGGGAAGAAAGGAACUUCUUUCUUUACUAAACCGCAGAAGAUACAAAGAGAUGAUGUUGGCCCCUCUAGAGAAGAAGCGACUUCGAUUCUCUCCACUGGAUAUGAGAUUUCACCUUCGUGAUUUGAUUGGA
This is a messenger RNA of Pistacia vera, 2063 nucleotides long. RefSeq names its product serine/threonine-protein kinase 19 homolog. Gene Ontology annotation, biological process: protein phosphorylation. The record is from RefSeq and is a predicted model, not a curated record. Lineage: Eukaryota; Viridiplantae; Streptophyta; Magnoliopsida; Sapindales; Anacardiaceae. Bases 212 to 892 code for a protein of 226 amino acids. The transcript has 7 exons. Gene Ontology annotation, molecular function: protein serine/threonine kinase activity.